Messenger RNA from Siniperca chuatsi (mandarin fish), 4565 nucleotides. RefSeq names its product semaphorin-4E-like. The coding region runs from base 2152 to 4488 and encodes 778 amino acids. Gene Ontology annotation, molecular function: semaphorin receptor binding; chemorepellent activity. The record is from RefSeq and is a predicted model, not a curated record. NCBI's taxonomy places the organism in Eukaryota, Metazoa, Chordata, Actinopteri, Centrarchiformes, Sinipercidae. Gene Ontology annotation, biological process: positive regulation of cell migration; negative regulation of axon extension involved in axon guidance; semaphorin-plexin signaling pathway. The transcript is spliced from 15 exons.
AAGCGGGAAGAAAUAGACGGAAAGGAUGCACUUUGCUUCAAGCGUUUCCUGAAAGAAAAAAAACCCCAAAAAUCGAAUGACUUGCACAGUAGGCCUACAAAUUUAAAACAGCUAAUCAAGAUAAGUGAAAAAUAUGUCUUGAACUUCUCAGUAUUUGAGAAUAAAGGCUACAUUUUCAUAUUAUCUCAGAAAUGUUACAACGUUAUUCUUGUUAAAAUUCUUAGUUGUGUUAUUAUUUGCAUUUUACUGGACCUAAGACAAACAGCUAGAUUUUUUUUUUUUUAGAGUAAUACUUAAAGCAUUUCAAAAAGAUGUGUUUUCAGGUUAGCUAUAGAGGCAAGUGUCCCGUUGGGGGCGCAGGAGGAAUUUAAAAUAAAAUCACACACAAAAACUCUCACACUGUUAAAACAAGAGGUUGGUGAGCUCUUUAAUUGAGCUUAUUUGUUAAUGAAGUGAUUUACAAAGAUUUAUAUCUGCACAUAUAUUGUAUUCAUAUCAAUUAUAUGAGGUAUUUUAAGCAUGAAGGUGCUCAAAAGUCUAACCAGGUCCUUUAAUUUAUUUGUGGAAAAUGUAGUGUAAGUAAAUGCAGGGUUUGUCUCUCAGAAUCGCAGAGUGAAGGUUUCUUUCUAGUCUCACCUCUUCGCACUUUCAGACAAGACACAUUCACAGCAAAUAAACUCAAUUUGGUCUUGAAUUUUGAAGAUGAAGUUCAAUACGCCUUGAUAAUGACAAAAAAACAAAACAAAAAAACAUUGUCCUUCAUGAUUUUGACCUGACAUUGCAGUUAUAGCAGAAGUCUUCAUUUCUUGUGGAAAACCCAGUUUAGCUGCUCCCUCUAGUGGUUUGAGGUUGUAGUUGUACCAAAAUGUGCACAUUUUCAUUAAAACUGAAAACUGUGGGAUUAACUGCUGUAAUCUUUAGUUGGACCUGCACUCUUUGCCUCCAUAGCACGUAAAGGGCAGCAGGGGCGUAGCAGUGAGGGGAGCAGUGGAACUAAGUACCCAGGGACCCAACAUGGAGAGGGCCCUCAAAAAGCCUGGAAUUAAAACCUUGUUUUUUAUCAGCAUCAUUUUCUAUGUUAUUAGCAUAAUCACUACACUAUUAUUGUUGACUGAAUAAACAGUUUGACAAACAAUUGAUUGUAUCUAAAACAAUAUUAGAGCUUCUCAGGGCCACUGUGAAGGCAGAUUUGCAACACAAGUAGUGUUUUAUUGUAUAUUAUAUGUAGGCUAUUAUACAAUAUCAUACAAUUUUAAGAUAUGUACAAUUUUUCUCAAGUAAUAACUUUUGAAAUAUGAUCUAUUUACCAGUGUUUUGAUCAUUUUUACUAUCAUAUGUACAGCCAUUACUGAUGCAAAUAAACGUUAAAAAAAGUUCAAUAACUUGACAGAAUUGUUAUUUAACAUGACUCCCUGUAUUAAGACUUUUGUGUUGUGCUCAUGGUAGCUAUAAUAAAGACCCUUAACAAACUGUGACAGAAAUAAUGUUGUAAAACCUCACAGAGAAAAGAGAUCUGAAAUAUAUUUCAAAUUGUUUUUUUUGAAAAGAUCUUAUAAACACUUAAUUACUGAUCACCCUAAUAACCACUGCUGAUGCAUAUGUUGUUGUUUGUACAGGCGUGACAAUGGAUGUAUUAAAGGGGGAAGUGGGGCCACUGAGGCUGCAGAUGUACGGGGGCCCAGGCCGCUGGUUUGGGGUUUGGUGGCGGAUCAUUUAUUAGGCUGUUUUACAUUUAUGCUCAUCAUGUGUUCAGAAAACCAAAGACAGAAAUCCGUGUUUUCGUUUUGCACCCAGUGUGGCCUAUAACCCCGCCUGUCGCUGUAUUGUAGAUACCAUUAUAAUAACUGCAGGUUACACGCGCCCAGUUCAGUCAAUAAACAGCUGAUGAAGUAGAGUAGUUUGUCUAUGGAAUAGGCUCGGACCCCAAACUGCUGAGUCAGACGCCGUUAGGCAAAUAUGUUCUAAAAAAGAAUCCUGGAUACUUCGGAGCGCGCGUUCGGUCCAGAUUCUCGUGUAUUUGAAACACCACAGGUUAGACCUGCGGCUAGUGGGCCAGCUGUGGAGUUAAAGAAGACAAGAGAAAACAAGAAAAAUAUCGACUGCUUAACAACAAAUCAGUUGUUGUUUUUUUUACAAGAUCACCAACAGCACAUGAUGAGACCUGCUGUGGUGCUCCUUUGUUUCCUAAUCAUGAGUGAAGGCCUUGCAGCAAGCAACAAACCACGCAGGAGUGUUUCCUUCCAAGACAUGAACUUGAGACAGUUCAAAGAGUCUGGCUUUGGCAGUUUGAGCUCUCUGAUGGUAAGAGACGACAUCGGCCAGCUUGUCAUCGGAGCCAGAGGGAAGGUGCUCACCCUCAGCUUGGAUGACAUCACCAAAAAGACCGGUGAGGCCAAAUGGAUGGUCAGUCCAGCAGACAAAGCCCUCUGUCAAAUGAAGGGCAAGGACACUGAGGAAUGUGAUAACUUCAUCCGGACUCUACACACAACGGAGGACGGUAAAAUGCUAGUAUGCGGGACAAACGCUUUCAACCCUGCGUGUGACUACAUGACUUUCACAAAUGGAAGUGUCUCUUUAGAAGGAAAGAUGCAGAACGGUAGGGGGAAAAUUCCUUUUGACCCCUACCAAUGCUUUGUUUCCCUUAUGGAUGGAAACACUUUGUACUCGGCCGCUUCCUCCAACUUUCUGGGCACAGAACUGGUGUUUCAGAGACACGGACCGAGCCCUCUUAAGACUGAAAUUAAACGCUCCUGGUUCAACGAGCCUACCAUGAUUUCCAUAAGCCUCAUUGAAGCAAGCAAAAGCAGCAAAAACGGUGAAGACGACAAUAUAUUCUUGUUCUUCACUGAGAAUGCUGUAGAGGAACAUCACGACAACAUCCAGGUGUCAAGGAUUGCCCAUGUGUGUAAGAGCGACUUGGGGGGCAAAAGGACCCUGCAGAGAAAGUGGACUUCUUUCUUGAAGGCCCGUUUGGACUGUCCAUUCGGCGAGACUGGCUCACCAUCCCUGGUUCAGGACGUUUUCCUUUUCCGAGACCAAAAUAACUGGAGGGAUAGCAUCUUUUACACCACAUUCACCUCCAACUCGGAGUCCUCGGGUGGUUGCAGCCGGUCUGCUAUCUGUCCGUACAAGCUGUCAGACAUCAGCCAGGUGUUCAGCGGGAGGUUUUUGACUGAGAGUGAUACUGGGAGCUGGGACACAUACACAGGAGAGGAGCCAUUCCCUCACCCUGGUUCAUGCAUAAACGAUGAACUGCGUGCCGAAGGCGUGAUGACCUCUCUCGACCUCUCAGACAAAACCCUGCUGUUUGUAAAGAACCACCCUCUGAUGGAGGGGGUGGUUACACCGAUAGCUGGCAAGCCUCUGCUGGUCCGCACAGGCACACGAUUUUCCAAAAUUGUCGUGGACCAAGUCACGUCACUGGACGGACGACAGCAUAUAGUUAUGCUUAUUGGCACAGACUCCGGUUGGCUGCAGAAGGCAGUGAGGUUUGAUGGCGAGGACGGACGCAUCAUCGAGGAGCUGCAGCUGUUUCAAACUCCUCAGCCUGUCAACUUUCUCCAGCUCUCCUCCAAAACAGGCCAGCUGUACAGUGGCGCCAAUAAUGUUGCUGUUCAAGUUAAUGUAAGGGACUGCAGCCGCUACACAUCAUGCGAUGACUGCCUUCUUGCCAGAGACCCAUACUGUGGCUGGGACAAGAUCAGUGGCCAGUGUGCGUCUGUUGUUAGCUCAUUACUUGGGUCCAUGAUUCAGAGUUUGACUGAUGGAGACAUCAGGAUGUGCCCGAUCUCCGAGUUGAAAAAGAAACCUGCCGUUAUCCACCUCACCAUCGGGAUCGCGCAGUUCCUCCCAUGUUCCCCCGAGACAAACCUCCCAAUCAGCUGGCGCUUCUCUGACAGCAUCCUCCUUCCCGGUCCCCGACACACUGUACUCAGCCACGGUCUCAUCAUCAGACCCUCCUAUUCUGAUUCUGGCCUUUACACCUGUGAGACAGUGGAAACAGUAAAGAGUAAAAUGCACCGGAAGACUGUGGUACAGUACCUCGUCCAGGUUGAGGACACUAAGACUGUUGUCAGAAACCUGAGGGUGGCGGUGAUCACCUUGGCUGUUUUCACGGGCUUGCUGAUAUUGUUCAUGCGCAGCGGCCUCGUGAUCAGACACCUAAAGGCAAAAAAGCAAAGUCACAUCGGUUGUGGCAACCAAAACAGCAACAACAAUCAAGUGAUCCCUGUGAGGCCUUUCUGUCAUUAUGACCAGACCACAGAUCGACCCACGGAGGAAGGUCUGGUUCACUGUGAGCAGGCAGAGGAGCGUCACAUGGGGGCUAACAGUGGGAGUGAUGCUGCCACAGAAAAGGAACAGUGUGUGGAGAAUGGGAGUGUUAUAUCUAUACUUGUUCUCCCAGAAGGCACUGUGGCAAAGGUGGCUGACGAGGAGGUGGAGGCAGACAGUGACCAUGGCUGCACAGUUAUGGGGAUCACAGAGUAACCCCCUCCUUUCACACUUUGUUUCACUGUAUUGUAUUGCAUGUAUAUUUCAAUAAAUGCAAAAAAAUAGGAAUAAUA